Molecule: messenger RNA, 963 nt
Organism: Polypterus senegalus (gray bichir)
Lineage: Eukaryota; Metazoa; Chordata; Cladistia; Polypteriformes; Polypteridae
Gene: psma3
Product: proteasome 20S subunit alpha 3
Exons: 11
Coding region: 113-880 (255 amino acids)
Biological process (GO): ubiquitin-dependent protein catabolic process
Cellular component (GO): synapse; proteasome core complex, alpha-subunit complex; proteasome core complex
Source: RefSeq, a predicted model, not a curated record
UCGCCCAAUCAGGGGAGUUCUUCUUCGCUGGUCGAACGGUGGUGGAUGGCACUAAUAUAAGCAAAAGCUAAAGAGAAAGUGGAGGAAAUUGUGAAGAACUUAACAGAAGGCAAUGAGUUCAAUUGGCACCGGGUAUGAUUUGUCCGCCUCUACCUUCUCUCCAGAUGGCCGCGUUUUCCAAGUCGAGUAUGCCAUGAAAGCGGUGGAGAACAGCAGCACAGCCAUCGGCAUCAGGUGCAAAGAUGGGAUCGUAUUUGGUGUCGAGAAGUUAGUGCUGUCCAAAUUGUACGAGGAGGGCUCAAACAAGCGCAUCUUCAACAUCGACAGACACGUGGGGAUGGCGGUUGCAGGCCUUUUGGCAGAUGCGAGGUCGCUUGCUGAAAUUGCAAGAGAAGAAGCGUCAAACUUCAGAUCCAACUAUGGCCAUGACAUUCCACUGAAGCACCUGUCGGACCGCGUGGCGAUGUACGUUCACGCAUACACGUUGUACAGCGCCGUGAGGCCAUUUGGCUGCAGCUUUAUGUUGGGUUCGUAUGACGAAGAUGAUGGGGCACAGCUGUAUAUGGUGGACCCGUCAGGAGUUUCUUACGGCUACUGGGGUUGUGCAAUCGGGAAGGCUAAACAAGCAGCAAAGACAGAGAUCGAAAAAUUACAGAUGAAAGACAUGACGUGCAGAGAGCUGGUAAGAGAAGUGGCCAAAAUCAUUUAUAUUGUGCACGAUGAAGUCAAAGACAAAGCCUUUGAACUGGAGCUCAGCUGGGUGGGUGAAGUUACAAAUGGAAGACACGAGUUUGUGCCCAGAGACAUCAAAGAAGAAGCAGAAAAAUAUGCUAAAGAAUCUCUAGAAGAGGAGGACGAAUCUGAUGAGGACAACAUGUAGAGCCCCAGCAUUUAGGACAUGUAUUUACAAAUAUCUUGCACCCCACAAAAAACAAAUUUUGCAAUAAAAUGUGACCAUAGUCA